Messenger RNA from Pristis pectinata (smalltooth sawfish), 1497 nucleotides. RefSeq names its product UAP56-interacting factor-like. The record is from RefSeq and is a predicted model, not a curated record. Bases 132 to 1097 code for a protein of 321 amino acids. NCBI's taxonomy places the organism in Eukaryota, Metazoa, Chordata, Chondrichthyes, Rhinopristiformes, Pristidae. Gene Ontology annotation, molecular function: mRNA binding. The transcript is spliced from 10 exons. Gene Ontology annotation, biological process: mRNA export from nucleus.
GGCAUCAACCUAACACAAAUAUCGGAUCUUGAAGCACCAAUGGUGGCGCGCGUCCCCUGUGCGUGAGAUUGCGUGAUGACGUUUGCGUUAGACGUCGGUGUGCCGCCAAGCGAGCGGUCGGGGUUGUGGAGAUGGUCGGCAUGGAAUGGAGUAAGGCGGUAAUGGGGGACACGGGACCUGACAAACUCGACAUGUCUUUGGAUGAUAUAAUUAAACUGAAUAAAAAGCAACGUAAUGUGAAGAAAUCUGUACCACAUAAAGGAAAGCAGAUAUUAAAUCGCUCUUCCUAUUCAACAAUGCAUCUGAAGCGGUCAAGCAGUUGGCGUGGAAUUCCACAACGAUCUGGAAAAGCUGUGAAUAGGCAGAUACCACUAGGUAGAAGAAAAGUUUCUGGACCACGGAGGAGGCGAUUUCAGGGUUUGAUAACUGGCCUGGCAGCAAGAAAGGCUUUGAUGCUACAGAAAUCGAUCAGCACACCAAACAGGUCAUCCCUAAGUCAUAAGCAGGCUGGACGGAGAACUCCACUCCUGAGAAGUGCAUCAGUUUUUGGGCCGAGUGAAGGACAGCAGAGAUUCAUGCCAUCAUUGAAGCAUUCAUUACAGUUAAAGAGGAAUUCCAUUCAGACCAAUUUUUCCAGGAUCCCUGCACAGACACAGCAAAAUAAAGAAGCACGGCAAGCAACUUUUCUUUUCAAAAGAGGCCUAAAGGUGCAUAUGCAAACUGAACAAGGGGUGAAAGGAACAUCAAUUAAGAGACAAACACAACAGUGGUCAUCCAAUUCUGGAGCUACAGCAAUUGAUCAAAGUCGAAUUCCUAGUACCAGCAGGGGUGUUUUGACUGUGUCCAUCCAGAACCCAUCUGCCAAAAACGCAGAUUCCCAGCAGUUCCGGAUCAGACGCCCCCCUUUGAUUCCGUUUGCAGUAAAAAAGGAAUUGACUGAAAAGAGAGAACCACCAAAAGGAGUGCCACUGGAAUUUGAUAUUAAUAGUGUUGGAAGACAGACUGGUAUCACUUUAAAUGAGCGAUUUGCAAUUCUGAAAGAACGGAGAAAAGCAGUGGCAUCAAGCAAAGGAGAACGCUUUGUGACUGUGGGAUAAAUGAGAUGACUGACAUUUGAUCUGGUGGAAUUCUUGGGAACUUGUUCACAUGCACUCUGAAGUGAUUUGAUGUCAAAAACAGACAUUAUACAUGUGGAUCUACUCGACUGUACUUUGAAGCUGAUUUUACAAUGACGUAAGAAGAAAUGGCAUUUGGAUUACAUUUUUAAACUUUGUUUUUGUCUGAGGAACAGCAGAUGGAGAUGGAAUUGAACAAACUUUUAAUUAUCACAUUGCAAAUAUGGAAUUUUGUUACUUUCAAGAAACACUUCAUUAGGUAAAAAUGUAAAUCCAGCACAUUUUUCCUAAAAUUUAGUAUUUUUGAAAACUUGUUGAAAUCUUGGACUAAGUUUUUUUUUAAAACAUUAAAGUUUACCUGUUUCACGGUUUUCCAAAAUAA